Molecule: messenger RNA, 2218 nt
Organism: Sinocyclocheilus grahami
Lineage: Eukaryota; Metazoa; Chordata; Actinopteri; Cypriniformes; Cyprinidae
Product: transmembrane protein 132C-like
Exons: 8
Coding region: 1-2049 (682 amino acids)
Source: RefSeq, a predicted model, not a curated record
AUGAUUCAGAUGCUGUUUUUUGCAAUAUGUGAAAUCAAGCCAGUCUUAUGCGUGGAGCCAGGCUGGCAGAGGGUGGUUCAGGUGGAUCUGGAGGUGGACGGUGUCGGAAGUACGGUAGGCAGCAGGUCCAUUUCCUGGGCAGUGGAAUACCCGGGCAUCAGGGCCGGCAACGAGGAAACUGAGACGCACAUCCACCUGGCACAGAAAGACCUAGUUGGCAUCGUGCCACUGGCUAUGUUUUCCAUAAGCGUGGAGCCAGGCUGGCAGAGGGUGGGUCAGGUGGAGCUGGAGGGGGACGGUGUCGGAAGUACGGUAGGCAGCAGGUCCAUUUCCUGGGCAGUGGAAUACCCGGGCAUCAGGGCCGGCAACGAGGAAACUGAGACGCACAUCCACCUGGCACAGAAAGACCUAGUUGGCAUCGUGCCACUGGCUAUGGAAACAGAGAUCCUGAACACCGCAGUGCUGAACGGGAAGACGGUGGCGGUGCCGGUGAAGGUGGUGACGGUGGGCACAGACGGGAUGAUUACAGACGUGUCAGACGCUGUGCAGUGCCAGUCCACUGAUGAAGACGUGGUUAAGGUAUCGGACAGGUGUGAUUACGUCUACGUGAAUGGCAAAGAGAUGAGAGGACGGGUCCGAAUGCUGCUGAACUUCACGUACGGUUACCUGAGGGCCCAGCUGGAGGUGAAGGUCUGGAUUCCCAAACUGCCUCUGCACAUCGAAGUUUCAGAUACGGAACUCAGUCAGAUCAAAGGCUGGAGGAUUCCCGUAAACAGUAACGCCCAGAGGUCAACGCGGGACAGUGAAGAUGACGAUGAUGAAGAGCGCCAUAGAUGUUGCAUGGGCGCAUGGGAGGCGCUGAUCAGUGCAUGGCUGCAGUUCAGUGAUGGCUCCAUGGCUCCUCUGGACCUAUACAACCCAGAGCACUUUGUUUUGACUGCUACUUCUCUGGAUGAGGAUGUGGUGUCCGUACGGCAAGAUGCAGCAGGCCGGUGGCCGGUCAUUUCUGCCCAUGCCGAGGGUCAAGGUCUGCUGGUGCACGUAGAAAUGACGGUAUCUGAAGUGUGUCAGAAAUUUAAGCGUCGAAGCGUCCUGGCGGCUGGAAACUGCAACAUCCGUGUGAAGUUUGGUCAUAGCGAAAGCGCCUUGAGGCCCGACGACUACGGCCAGGAUGGAGACGACAUGAACAACAGACCAGGAGACCGCAGACAGAACCCAUCUCUCCCGGAUAGGACCGGAAUGGACAACCACUACUAUGGAAGCUCCAUCUCAGACAUGGAGGACAGUAUCAUGAGAAGAAUCACCACCACAACCAAAACGGCAAUCAUGAGGAGACCAGGUGGAGACAAGCUCUCAGACGAUGGGAGCCAGUUGCCCGGCAAUCCCAUUGACUUCUCAGACUUCCCCGCUCAAGUGGACCUUCCCCGAGGACAUAACGUGGAUGAGGAUGACCUUCAAAUACCUCAUGGACUUACCGACCUUGAAAUUGGGAUGUACGCUUUGCUAGGCGUCUUCUGUUUGGCUAUUCUGGUUUUCCUCAUCAAUUGCAUCUCAUAUACUCUCAAGUACCGACACAAGGAGAUGUCGAUUGAGGGCCAGGAGAGCUUGAACCAUGCCCACGACUGGGUGUGGCUGGGAAAUGACGCCGAAUUUCUGGAGAGCCAUGUAAGUUUGUCUCCGCAGACCGAUGAGCACAUCACCAUUAUGGACUCCAGUUUAGGAGGGUUAGAAGAAGGAAGCCACCUUCUCAACGGCGGUUCUUUGCAGAAGAACGUUCAAGGCCAGGUGCACCGAGGAGCCGAAACGGCUACAGUCUGCACCGGGAAAGACAGCAAAGGUGAUUCACCAACGACCAAAAGGAAACGUGUGAAGUUUACUACAUUCACCACCAUCCCAGUGGAAAGUGUUAGUCCGGCUAAGGAAAGUCUGGGAGUCGAUCCUGACAAUGACAUUAAGUGGGUAUGUCAGGAUGUUGAGCUUGGCGACUCCAAGGAACUACGAAACUACAUGGAGAGGCUAAACGACAGUGCUUUAAAGGAAGUUGCGUAGUCGAAUCAUUGUGUGCGAACUGAACUCACCCUUUUGCCUUUGUAAUAGAGACGAGUACGAGCCAGGGAACAACUGCUACAUAAACCUUACUGAACACAAUACAUCAGUCAUUACAUAAAGGAUGUCUAGCGUUCUUUUGGUUUGACAUGCCAAUGGUAGGACAAAGCAG